AUUAUUAAUGAGCCCCACCCAGUCUGAGCUCAAAGAAGGUGGAAUGAAGAUGUUGUUAUUGUCUUCUUUUCUUCUAUUUCUCUCUUUCCUUUCUCUUGCCAGCUCUCAAGAUGGCGCUGCAGUUUGCUCUUAUUCCAAUUUCUUCAAGAGAAGUGAUUGCAGUCCAUCAGUCACUGGAGGGUUCUCAUUCUACACUAUACCAAACGACCUUCCGACUGAUGUUGAGAUAAUAAUAAUGACUGGUAAUGCAAUAUCAGUUCUGUAUCCUGGUAACCUCACAUACUACAAGAACCUGACCACCCUCCACUUGAAUGAUACCCUCAUCUCAAGUCUUCCAGUUGGACUAGCAAACGCAACUUCAUCUAUUCAAAACUUGUUUUUAGAUGGUACUCCACUUGCUGAAAUUGAAGACAAUGCUUUUGAACACUUGACUAACCUCAGGAUUCUGUCAAUGAAAAGAACAAAUCUGACUGCAAUAAGAUCUGACAUGUUCACUGGAUUAACUUCAAUUGAUGAAAUAUAUAUUGAUGAAUCAGCAAUAAACUCACUACCUGAUAGACUGUUUACUCGUAUACCUAACAUUGACUUAAUAUCAUUAACAUACAACCAGUUACAGACAAUCUCUAAUGAGGUUUUUAAUGAUGGGAGUCAUUCGGAUGGGAUAACCUCACCUUCACUGCAAAUAUUUCUAGCAGGAAAUCCUUUAUCAUGUGACUGCAAUCUUGUUCUAUUUCGAAACUCAUUUGUAGCAGGUGUAUUUCCAAAAGAUGAUGACAUAUUGAGAUGUCAAUGGCCAACAAAUAAUUUAACACGUGACUUGGCAGUAGGUGAUUUCCAAUGCUUUGCUCCAAGUGUGAUUCAAAGUCCAAGAAAUGAUUCUAUCCUAACAAACAGAUCCUACCAUUUAACAUGUACAGUAACUGGUGCCCCAUUCCCUGAAGUAACUUGGAUCAAAGAUGGAGUUGAGCUCAACUACACCAGCAGAGUCUACACCUCACUCUACAAUGCAUCACUCACCAUAACUAAUGUAGAACUAACUGAUGAUGGAGUCUAUCAGUGUGUUCUUGAUAAUGAGAGGGGAACUGAUAGCAGUUUAGAAGCUACACUAACAGUACAAGAGUCUACUUGUUUUGAUGGUAUAUUGAGCAAUCAUGAAACAGACACUGAUUGUGGUGGAUUAUACUGCACUCAAUGCAUGCAGUCUAAAAAUUGUAGAGUUGAUGGAGAUUGCAGUGAUAAUUUAGUGUGUCUUUAUGCUCAUUCCCUCCCAUCUCUCCUACACUAUAUCAGCCCUAACCAUCAAAUGGCUUAUACUUGUGAAUUACCACAAGUUCCCAGGGAUUUAUUAAACAAUAGAAUACAGAAUACAAUGACCAGCAAUGUAUUCAACUCCAAUUUUACUGUUGAUACUAACAUUGCUACAGUAGAGGACACAAUGAGAAUGAUACUAGCUCAACAAUUGCAGAUACCAGUAGCUGCUAUUAUUAGUGUAAGAGUUACUACUGUUGAAAGGACUUCAGCAGAUUCUAUUCCUUUGGUACAGAUUUGGUUCAAUCUUUCCAAGGACACUGAUGGGGUCAAAGGUCGUGACAAUCUCCAGAAACAAGUGAACAAUGGGCACAUAAAAGGAACAGUCAAACUAACUGAGAGUGGAUCUUAUUUUAGUGCAAGAAUAAACGUUUAAACAGUUACUUUGUACAAGUACUUAUAAAAAUUAACAAAAAAUACUUUAAUUGUUCUAACAAGGAAGAUAACUGAUGAUAAAUAAUAA
Amphimedon queenslandica is the source of this 1771-nucleotide messenger RNA. Its product is annotated as leucine-rich repeat and fibronectin type-III domain-containing protein 5-like. The record is from RefSeq and is a predicted model, not a curated record. Lineage: Eukaryota; Metazoa; Porifera; Demospongiae; Haplosclerida; Niphatidae. The coding region runs from base 8 to 1684 and encodes 558 amino acids. The transcript has 13 exons. Gene Ontology annotation, molecular function: protein binding.